Messenger RNA from Pezoporus occidentalis (night parrot), 7908 nucleotides. It is a transcript of the gene MYLK, whose product is annotated as myosin light chain kinase. Gene Ontology annotation, molecular function: ATP binding; protein kinase activity; protein binding. The coding region runs from base 281 to 6031 and encodes 1916 amino acids. The transcript has 34 exons. The record is from RefSeq and is a predicted model, not a curated record. Gene Ontology annotation, biological process: protein phosphorylation. NCBI's taxonomy places the organism in Eukaryota, Metazoa, Chordata, Aves, Psittaciformes, Psittacidae.
UUUCCAGAGGGUGUCUCAGCCCAGCUCUCACCCAGUCCCCAGCAAGAGCGGCUGCUGGGUUUCUGUGGAGAGAAGAGCUCAUCUCCUGCUCCCCUCCCAGAGCGCGUCAGCCCGAGAGCAAGUAAACCGCCUAGCAAGCAGUAUUCUACCUGUGGAUUUGGUAUCUUAGAAGUGUCCUGAACCAGUUGUGGUUUUGGAAGCUAGUGUUGCAUGCACAGAACCCGGAAGCUCUCAGUGGGUGAGAAAAAAGCAACCUUUACCAAGUAUCUUUUGAGUCCACAUGAUGGGGGAUGUGAAACUGGUGACAUCUACUAGAGUCUCCAAAACCUCUCUGACACUCAGUCCCCCUGUUCCUGUUGAAGCACCUGCAUUUACUCUUCCUCCUCGGAAUAUCCGAGUGCAGCUGGGAGCCACUGCAAGAUUUGAGGGGAAGGUCAGAGGCUACCCUGAGCCUCAGAUCACGUGGUACAGAAAUGGGCAUCCUGUCACAGAGGGAGACCGUUACGUUGUGGACCACAGCAUUCGAGGGAUAUUCAGCUUGAUAAUUAAAGGAGUACAGGAAAGUGAUGGUGGUAAAUACACCUGUGAGGCUGCAAAUGAUGGUGGCGUUCGUCAAGUAACUGUGGAACUGACAGUGGAAGGAAAUCCCAUGAAGAAAUACAGCCUGCCAUCCUGUGCUAAAACCCCAGGGGCAAGACUUACUGUUUCAUCUGUGGAGCAUAGGCCAAGCAUCUGGGGAGAGAGUCCACCCAAGUUUGCUACAAAACCCAAUAGAGUUGUUGUGCGUGAAGGCCAAACUGGCAAAUUCUCAUGUAAAAUAACAGGACGACCUCAGCCUCAAGUAACUUGGUUUAAGGGUGAUCUUCAGUUGCAGCAAAAUGAGCGUUUCAACAUGUUUGAAAAAACAGGCAUCCAGUUCCUGGAAAUUCAAAAUGCUCAGCUUACUGAUUCAGGAAUUUACACGUGCACAGUGGUAAACAGCGCUGGGAAGGCAUCUGUGUCUGCAGAGCUCACUGUUCAAGGUCCAGAUAAGACUGACACAUAUGCUCAGCCACCGUGCAUGCCAUCAAAACCAACAACACUUGCUGUUAAAGCUGUUGAAAAUUCAGAAUUCAAACAGGCAACUAGCAAUGGGAUUGCUAAAGAGCUGAAAUCCAGCAGCACUGAACUCAUGAUUGAAACCAAAGACAGGGUGGCAGCAAAGAAAGAGACCUUUUACAUUGCUAGAGAAGCCAAAGACAGUAGGCAGGGACAGCACCAAGAAGCCAAUGCAGUAUCUACUCAAGAACCUAAAGAAGGAAGAAAUGGAUCUCAGGUCUUGCAGAAAACUUCAAGCACCAUCACACUACAGGCUGUCAAACUGCAACCAGAACCAAAGGCAGAACCCCAGGCCACUUUCAUCAGACAGGGUGAAGACAGGAAAAGGGCUAUGCAGCCGCUGAUGUCAGCUCAACAAACUCCGUCUCUGACAGGGCAAGUCAGUUCAAGGAGUAGAGAAGCAGAAAACAGAUCUGGAGCAUGGAAAGCUGUAAUGGAGGAGAAGAGGGAGCCUCUGGGAAUACCCCCUCAGUUUGUGAGCUGUCCACAAAGCCUGGAAGCAUCAGAAGGCCAGGAGAUUAAAUUCAAGAGCAGAGUUUCAGGGAAACCAAAACCAGACGUGGAGUGGUUCAAAGAGGGUGAAACUAUUAAAGCUGGACAAAAUGUCCAAAUAUAUGAAGAAGAUGGAAUUCAUUGCCUAUGGCUAAAGAAAGCCUGUUUGGGGGACAGUGGAUCAUACGGUUGUACAGCUUUCAGCCCCACAGGCCAGACUUCCACCAGCUGGUUGUUAACUGUCAGAAGUCCUAAAGUUCAAGAGUUUGCGCCAUGCUUUUCCAGUGUCUUGAAAGGAUGCACUGUGAGUGAAGGGCAAGACUUUGUCCUGCAGUGCUGUGUAGGAGGCGUACCUGUGCCUCAGAUCACAUGGCUUCUCAAUGACCAGCCAAUUCAGUAUGCCCAUUCCACUUUUGAAGAUGGACUUGCAAAAUUGACUGUCCAAGAUGCCCUACCAGAAGAUGAUGGCAUUUAUACCUGUCUGGCUGAAAACAGCACAGGACAGGCAUCUUGCAGUGCUCAGGUCACAGUCAAAGCUUCUGAGUCCAAGAUGGAGGAGACCACUGCUGAUACUGGAAGUUACAUACCUAUUACAGAAAAGAAGAGCAGCAAGAAUACAGAAAGUUCACAGGCUGUCAAGUUAAACAAGAAUUUUGCACCCAUCUUCCAUAAAGGCCUGACUGACCUCAAAGUAAUGGAUGGAAGUCAAGUGAUAAUGACUGUAGAGGUAUCAGCUAAUCCCCCUCCUGAAAUCAUCUGGCUGCACAAUGGGAAAGAAAUCCAAGAGACAGAAGAUUUCCACUUUGAGAAGAAAGGCAAUGAGUACAGUCUGUACAUCCAGGAAGUAUUUCCUGAAGACACUGGCAAAUACACCUGUGAAGCCUGGAAUGAAUUAGGAGAAACUCAGACACAGGCUACAUUAACAGUACAAGAACCUCAGGAUGGUAUUCAGCCCUGGUUCAUUAGCAAACCACGAUCAGUGACAGCAGCUCCUGGGCAAAAUGUCCUUAUAUCCUGUGCCAUUGCUGGAGAUCCUUUUCCCACUGUUCACUGGUUUAAAGAUGGACAAGAAAUAAUGCCGGGAACAGCAUGUGAAAUCCUGCAAAAUGAAGACAUCUUCACACUGGUUUUGAGGAAUGUGCAGUCUCGCCAUACAGGGCAAUAUGAAAUUCAGCUCAGGAACCAAGUUGGAGAAUGCAGCUGCCAGGUGUCUCUGAUGCUGCGGGAGACUUCAGCUUCCGCAGCAGAAAUGCUCAGAGAUGGGAGGGAAUCAGCCAGCUCUGGAGAGCGAAGAGAUGGUGGAGAUCAUGGUAAACUAACAUUUGGUAGAACAAGUGGCUUCAAAAAGAUCAGCAGUGAAACCAGAGCAGCUGAGGAAGAGCAGGAAGACGUCCGAGGUGUGCUGAAGAGGCGAGUGGAAACUCGGGAACACACAGAGGAGAGCCUGAGGCAGCAGGAAGCUGAGCAACUUGAUUUCCGUGACAUUCUAGGCAAUAAAGUCAGCACCAAAAGUUUUUCUGAGGAGGAACUGAAAGAAAUCCCAGCCGAGCAAAUGGACUUCCGAGCAAACCUGCAGCGGCAGGUCAAACCCAAGACCUUGUCAGAGGAGGAAAGGAAGGUUCAUGCUCCUCAGCAGGUAGACUUUCGCUCUGUGCUGGCCAAGAAAGGCACCCCAAAAACCCCAUUGCCAGAGAAGGCACCACCUCCUAAGCCAGCAGUUACAGAUUUCAGAUCAGUGCUGGGCUCAAAGAAAAAGCCACCUGCAGAGAAUGGUAGUGCUAACACCCCAGCACCAAAUGCCCGCACCAACUCUGAAGCCCAGAAUAUGACUCCUAAUUCUCAAGCCCCUGUUGCCAAACCAGCAGUGAAAAAAGAAGAGAAGAAUGACAGAAACUGUGAACAUGGGUGCUCAGUAGUGGAUGGCAGAAUAAUUGGGCAAAAAGCUGAAAAUAAAGCACCAGCAAGCAAACCACCAGCAAGCAAAGGAACAGCACCCUCCUUUACAGAGAAGCUUCAGGAUGCUCAAGUAGUAGAUGGUGAAAAAUUGGUCUUACAAUGUCGGAUUUCCUCUGAUCCCCCUGCAGCUGUCACCUGGACUGUCGACAGCAAAACCAUCAAAUCAUCGAAGUCCAUUGUCAUCUCCCAAGAAGGGACACUCUGUUCACUUACCAUUGAGAAAGCUAUGCCUGAAGAUGGGGGCGAAUACAAAUGCAUAGCUGAGAAUGUAGCGGGAAAAGCUGAAUGUGCUUGCAAAGUGCUGGUAGAAGAUGCCUCAUCCACAAAGACCUCAAAGCCUAUUGAGAAGAAGACCAAGAAGCCGAAGACCACACUUCCUCCUGUGCUGCCAACAGAGAGUGAAGCAACAGUGAAGAAGAAACCAGCUCCAAAGACUCCUCCAAAAGCAGCUGCUCCUCCUCAGAUUACUCAGUUCCCAGAAGACAGAAAAGUCCGUGCAGGUGAAUCAGUGGAAUUGUUUGCCAAGGUGGUAGGAACAGCACCAAUAACUUGCACCUGGAUGAAAUUCCGGAAGCAGAUUGAAGAAAAUGAAUAUAUCAAAAUUGAGAAUGCUGAAAAUACCAGCAAGCUAACAAUAUCAUCAACAAAGCAGGAACACUGUGGAUGUUACACCCUAGUUGUAGAGAACAAACUUGGCAGCAGACAAGCACAAGUCAACCUUACAGUUGUUGAUAAACCAGAUCCACCUGCUGGAACACCUUGCGCAUCAGACAUACGGAGUUCCUCCCUCACUCUCUCAUGGUACGGCUCCUCUUAUGAUGGUGGAAGUGCAGUGCAGUCCUACACUGUGGAGAUCUGGAACUCAAUGGAUAACAAAUGGACAGAUCUCACCACCUGCCGCAGCACCUCUUUCAACGUGCAGGACCUGCAGGCUGACCGAGAGUACAAAUUCCGUGUGCGAGCUGCUAACGUGUAUGGCAUCAGCGAGCCCAGUCAAGAAUCUGAGCUGGUAAAAGUUGGAGAGAAACAAGAAGAACUUAAAGAGGAUGAAGUGGAGUUAUCUGAUGAUGAAGGGAAAGAAACUGAGGUCGAGUAUCGGACGGUUACUAUCAACACUGAACAAAAAGUUUCAGAUGUCUAUAAUAUUGAAGAAAGGCUGGGAUCGGGGAAAUUUGGACAAGUCUUUAGGCUUGUUGAAAAGAAGACUGGAAAAGUUUGGGCAGGAAAAUUUUUCAAAGCAUAUUCUGCUAAGGAAAAAGAAAACAUAAGGGAUGAAAUCAGCAUCAUGAACUGUCUACAUCAUCCAAAACUUGUCCAAUGUGUAGAUGCCUUUGAAGAAAAAGCCAACAUCGUUAUGGUCUUGGAAAUGGUUUCUGGAGGAGAACUCUUUGAACGAAUCAUUGAUGAAGACUUUGAACUGACAGAGAGAGAGUGCAUUAAAUAUAUGAAGCAGAUUUCAGAAGGAGUUCAGUACAUCCAUAAGCAGGGUAUUGUCCACUUGGAUUUGAAGCCAGAAAACAUUAUGUGUGUCAACAAGACUGGUACAAGUAUCAAACUCAUUGACUUUGGACUUGCAAGAAGAUUAGAAAAUGCAGGUUCUCUAAAAGUUCUCUUUGGGACACCUGAGUUUGUGGCUCCAGAAGUUAUAAACUAUGAACCUAUUGGAUACGAAACAGAUAUGUGGAGUAUAGGAGUUAUCUGCUACAUCUUGGUCAGUGGACUUUCUCCUUUCAUGGGAGACAACGACAACGAAACCCUAGCCAAUGUUACUUCAGCAACGUGGGAUUUUGAUGAUGAGGCUUUUGAUGAAAUCUCUGAUGAUGCCAAGGACUUUAUCAGCAAUCUACUAAAGAAAGAUAUGAAGAGUCGGUUAAAUUGUACUCAAUGUCUUCAGCACCCUUGGCUGCAAAAAGACACCAAAACCAUGGAAGCCAAAAAACUUUCCAAAGAUAGGAUGAAGAAAUAUAUGGCCAGAAGAAAAUGGCAGAAAACAGGCCAUGCUGUCCGAGCAAUAGGAAGACUUUCGUCCAUGGCAAUGAUUUCUGGUAUGAGUGGGAGGAAGGCCUCUGGGAGCUCGCCCACCAGCCCUAUAAAUGCAGACAAAGUAGAGAAUGAAGAUGCUUUCCUUGAAGAAGUGGCUGAAGAAAAGCCCCAUGUAAAGCCAUAUUUUACUAAAACAAUCCUUGACAUGGAGGUUGUGGAAGGAAGUGCUGCUAGAUUUGACUGCAAAAUUGAAGGCUACCCUGACCCUGAGGUAAUGUGGUACAAAGAUGACCAGCCUGUCAAGGAAUCCCGUCACUUCCAGAUAGAUUAUGAUGAGGAUGGGAACUGUUCUUUGACUAUUUCUGAAGUAUGUGGGGACGAUGAUGCCAAAUACACCUGCAAAGCUGUCAACAGCCUUGGGGAAGCCACAUGCACCGCAGAACUCCUCGUGGAAACAAUGGCAAAAGAAGGAGAAGAUGAAGAUGAAGAGGAGGAAGAAUGAAACAAGGCUCAAAGAAAAAAAAAAAGAAUAAAAUUAUAUUUAAAGACUAUCCUUAUAAGGCUCAGAAAAAAAAAGUUAUCAAAAGCACCUUGUGUGAUACAUAGGUCUUUGGGGGGUGUUUUUUCAGCAUGAUCAGUUGAUACCUGUGUGCUUUCUCUAUGGGCAUUAAUUCAAAUCAGCAGGUGAUUUGAAGUUGCUAGCAUGAUUGCAUUUACGUUAAGCAAGUCAUCAGCGAAGUUGCCCAGUUGAUUUUUAAAUCAAAUUUAUGGAAAAUAAGUCUACAAUUAUAUUCUGAACAUCUUAAAGAGAAACAGCCUAUUUACUGAGCUCACUGCUCUACGCCAUCACUUUCCUCAGCCAAAACUGCAGCUAAGUUGGCUCCCCAAGAUCUACUUUAUAAGGAAUCAUCUGCCAGACACACAGGGAAUCUAACCAGUCCUAGGAAACAGGUUGCUCCCUGAGCAGUGUCUUCUGUAAGGGAAGGUCUAGCACAACCUGCACAGCCAUUUGUACAUUGGUAGGGUUCAUUUCUCAUUUGUUUCAAACAGAACUUCAACCACAUUUACUGCCCUUUCUCAGUGUGCUGUUAGUGCCGCUGUAACACUGGUUGAAGUUAAACAUCCAGGUGGUCUCCUGAGACACUGUUGAUCCUGCUUGUAACCAAACCAGCUGAUCCCACCUUGUUGCCUUUCCCUCACAGAACCUGUCACUUCAGUGCAGUUACAGCUGCCUACUGAAGGAACAGACUGAAAACACAAAGACUGCAAAUAUUUCCUGUUGUUCUGGUCAGUCUAAUCAUGACUUAUGAUUCAUACGUAUGCUGCUGUGAAAAAACAGGUUAUUGCACAAUAUGUGACUUCGAUGUGCAUAUGUGCGAAUGGAAUACCAGGUUAUAGUUUUACUUGCAUUUAUUUGGCGAUUGCAAAACAGAUUUCAACUGAUGAUAAGCUGGAAACUCCCACAGAUUUUUGGAGUAGCCAAAAAGUUAGUAGCCUGGAUUACAAACUCCUUUAUACUUAGCAGUUUCCAAAGAAUCUUAACCUAUAUAGGACCUAUUCCUACUUUAUGAGCUUGACUGUCUUGUUUUUGUCUUGAACCUGCACCAGUAAGGCUGCUGCAUUUUUUCAAAAUGCAGAAAACCAAAACCAAAUGGAAACACCCAAACCCCAGGGUUUUUCUCAGCAAUGGUUAAUGCACUCAGAUUUAGUAACUUUGCUUUCCUUUCACAGUAUUGGCACUUUUUAAUUUUUGUUGUUGUUGUUCAGAGGUAAUAUCAGAGCCUGCAAAGUGAUAUGCAUAAUCCAAACCAGCGUGUCUUAUAUCUAUGUAUCAGUCCCAAAAUGAUUUUCUUUUCCACUUUUUGUGUGCAAAGUGCAACCAUUUGCAUUUCCAAGAUUACCUCUUCUAAAAGAACCGUUACCUUAACUCCUCACCAGUAAGUAGUCAGUGUACUUUCAUACAGGUGUGUACAAUAUCAACCUUAGCUUGUUUGAUAUUACCUAGUUGUGUAUGUUUCAUAUGAUUUGCUCUUCUACAUUCAAAGCUCAACUAAUGUGGAUGACACGGUGGGUUUUAACUGCUUUAAUCUUUGUUGCUAAAUUCAGAUUGCUAGCAUGUCUUUUCUUUUCGACUGAUGAAACCCUCAUACUAAACACAGUAUUGCCACAACUCCUUAUACAGAAAGGUUUUGAAUCUGAUUUAGAGCAUACAGAGCUUUUCACACUUUUUUUAUGUUUUACGCAAAAAUUGGCUGUAUUUUGUACCUUAAUAAAAAUAUGCUAAUGUUCUCCCAGUUUGUUAAACCAUCAGAAUUGCAAAGAUGAGAAUGCUACGGCUGUAGUUACACACAGUUCCUAAAUAAAUAAUACCACAAAGCA